Messenger RNA from Lathyrus sativus (Indian pea), 681 nucleotides. The record is from the annotation of a GenBank genome assembly. NCBI's taxonomy places the organism in Eukaryota, Viridiplantae, Streptophyta, Magnoliopsida, Fabales, Fabaceae.
AUGGCUUUCAGAGCCAGUGGAACACUCAUUUUGGCUUCUCUCAUUUGGAUUUUCUUCCUCUGUGCAACCAUUGCAUUCUUUCAGCUCAAAUUGGUUGACAACACAACCCAUCAACCGCCUUCUCAAGAUAAGGAUACCCUUUUGGAAGAUGAUUUGGAGGGUGUGACCCAUAAAGUGUUUUUUGACAUAGAGAUCGAUGGAAAAUUAUCCGGUCGCAUAGUCAUGGGACUUUUUGGGACCACAGUUCCGAAAACUGCAGGAAAUUUCCGUGCGCUCUGUACAGGAGAGAAAGGGGUAGGAAGAAGUGGGAAGCCGCUUCAUUAUAAAGGGAGCGCAUUCCAUAGGAUAAUACCAAGCUUCAUGGUUCAAGGAGGUGAUUUCACAAGUGGCGAUGGAAGAGGCGGAGAAUCAAUCUAUGGUGAUAAGUUUGCUGAUGAAAAUUUCAAGCUGAAGCAUACCGGGCCAGGAUACUUAUCGAUGGCGAAUUCCGGGCAAGACACCAACGGCUCUCAGUUUUUCAUAACUACAGUAAAAACCAGCUGGCUUGAUGGACGCCACGUUGUAUUCGGCAAGGUACUUUCUGGUAUGGAUGUUUUGUACAAGAUUGAAGCAGAGGGAAGUGAAAGUGGCUCUCCCAAACGCAAAGUUGUCAUAUUAGACAGUGGAGAAUUGACUUCAUGA